Messenger RNA from Folsomia candida, 1137 nucleotides. RefSeq names its product plasma alpha-L-fucosidase. The transcript has 6 exons. Bases 1 to 1137 code for a protein of 378 amino acids. The record is from RefSeq and is a predicted model, not a curated record. Gene Ontology annotation, molecular function: alpha-L-fucosidase activity. Lineage: Eukaryota; Metazoa; Arthropoda; Collembola; Entomobryomorpha; Isotomidae. Gene Ontology annotation, cellular component: lysosome. Gene Ontology annotation, biological process: glycoside catabolic process; fucose metabolic process.
AUGAAAAAUUGGGAGAAAUUCCUGGUGUCACCAAUAUUGUUAAUUGUGGGUGUGGUAAAUUGUUGUGUGGCCGAGUACACUCCAGACUGGACUAGUCUGGAUAAGCGUCCCAUUCCUGAAUGGUUUGAUGAGGCCAAAAUCGGGAUCUUCGUCCAUUGGGGGGUCUUCAGCGUGCCAGGAUUUUCAAGCGAAGUUUUCUGGGAAACUUGGAAAUCUGGUAAAUGUGUUUCUUGCAAUGAAUUCAUGGCUCACAAUUACAAACCGGGAUUCACCUAUCAGGAAUUUGGUCCCAAGUUUAAGGCAGAAUUUUUCAAUCCGACAGAUUGGGCGGAAUUGUUUGAAAGGGCGGGAGCCAAGUAUGUCGUUUUGACAAGUAAACAUUGCGACGGUUACGCCCUCUGGCCUUCAAAAUACUCUGCCAAUUGGAACGCUAUGGAUACCGGGCCUAAGCGAGAUCUCGUUGGCGAUCUUGCCGAAGCCAUCAGGAACACGACGUCCCUUCGAUUUGGCCUUUACUACUGCAUGAUUGAGUGGUUUCAUCCUUCGUGGAUUGACGACAAGGCGAACGGGUUGAAAACGGAUGGCUUCGUUGAAGCUAAAGUAGCUCCGAGUCUGCGUGAAAUUGUAGAGAAAUAUGCUCCAGACAUCGUUUGGCCGGAUGGGGAAUGGGAAGCUUCCUCGACAUAUUGGAAAUCUCGGGAAUUUCUUACUUGGUUAUUUAACGAGAGCAGAGUCAAGGAUAAGGUGGUUAUCAAUGAUCGCUGGGGUAAUGACACGAGGGGGAAGCAUGGAGGAUUUUGGACAGGUGGGGAUCGCCUGAAUCCAGGAUAUUUGCUACCGCACAAGUGGGAAAAUUGCAUGACACUGGACAAGCAUUCGUGGGGAUAUCGAAGAAACGCGGAUAUCGGAGAUUACUUAACCCCACGAGAAUUACUGACCACUUUGGUCGAAACUGUGGCAUGUGGGGGCAAUCUCCUCGUCAACGUGGGACCAACGAAGGACGGAAUGAUCGACCCAAUCCAACAAGAACGCCUCCUUCAAAUGGGGGAGUGGCUAGGAGUGAACGGUGACGCCGUGUAUGGCACCGUGCCAUGGACGAAAAGUCAGAAUGACACCGUCACUAAAGGAGUUUGGUAA